Clarias gariepinus (North African catfish) is the source of this 3205-nucleotide messenger RNA. RefSeq names its product Rho guanine nucleotide exchange factor (GEF) 3 (gene arhgef3). Bases 251 to 1825 code for a protein of 524 amino acids. Gene Ontology annotation, biological process: positive regulation of Rho protein signal transduction; intracellular signal transduction. Lineage: Eukaryota; Metazoa; Chordata; Actinopteri; Siluriformes; Clariidae. The record is from RefSeq and is a predicted model, not a curated record. Gene Ontology annotation, molecular function: guanyl-nucleotide exchange factor activity. The transcript is spliced from 12 exons.
AAAAGAAGUGAAGAAAGGAAAAAACAGCUGUGAGGAUAACAACAGUGUCAGUUUACCGGGUUUUAUAAUGACCACUUUUCUUUAUCUAAUCUUUUAUUAGUUUGUAAAGACUUUUAAUUAGACAGGAACUAUUUAACAAGGCUGUCUGUGUGGUGAGGAUUUCCCCUCCAGAUUCUUUUGUGGAGCUGAACUGGAUGUCUAAUUAUUUCCUUUUCAAAUUCAAAAGAUAAAAAAAACAAAUCCUGCUUCCAUGCAAACUGGUGUCAGAAGCCAUGAAGUAUCAGGGCCGACGCUACAAAGAAAGAGCUCCUUCUCUCUCUUCUCGGCAACAGAGGCGUGGAUAUUUACAGGGAAAAAGCGAAAGCAAAGGAAAAGGGAUGUGGACUCGCUCAGUCUCUGCAGUCUGGACAUCAACGAGCCUAGCAACAAGCGAGCGAAGCCUCUGAGUCGGGUCACAUCGCUGGCUAACCUCAUCCCGCCGGUGAAGGCUGCUCCGCUGAAACGUAUCGGACAGACGCUGCAGCGCUCCAUCAGCUUCCGAAGUGAAAGCAGGACCGAGAUUAUGCCUCCUCGUCCAUGGAGCAGACAGGCACCAGCGGCCAACACUAAGCGCAGAGACAGCAAGCUGUGGAGUGAGACCUUUGAUGUAGGACUAGGACAGAUGCUGUCCUCUAAAGAGAUAAAAAGGCAGGAGGCCAUUUUUGAGCUGACUCAAGGAGAGCAGGACCUGAUUGAAGACCUCAAGCUGGCCAAAAAGGCUUACCACGACCCCAUGCUGAAGCUCUGCAUUAUGACGGAACACGAGCUCAAUCAGAUAUUCGGCACCCUGGAUUCUCUCAUCCCAAUGCACGAAGAUCUGCUGAGUCGACUGCGAGAAGCCAGGAAACCUGAUGGCUCUACAGACCACGUGGGACACAUUUUAGUCAACUGGCUGCCCUGUCUAGACUCCUACAACAUCUACUGCAGUAACCAGGUGGCCGCGAAAGCCUUACUGGACCAUAAAAAGCAGGACCACCGGGUACACGACUUCCUGCAGCGUUGUUUGGAGUCGCCCUUCAGUCGCAAGCUGGACCUGUGGAACUUUCUGGACAUCCCGCGCAGCCGGCUUGUCAAAUAUCCACUGCUGCUGCGUGAGAUUCUCAAACACACACCUAACGACCACCCGGACCGGCAGCAUCUGGACGAGGCUAUCAACAUGAUCCAAAGCAUCGUGGCGGAGAUCAACAUCAAGACGGGCGAGUCGGAGUGCCACUAUUACAAAGAGCGUCUGCUCUACCUGGAGGAGAGCCAGAGAGACCUGCUGAUCGACAGCUCUCGCAUUCUCAGCUGCCACGGAGAGCUAAAGAACAACAGAGGAGCUAAGCUCCACGUGUUCCUGUUCCAGGACGUCCUGGUGAUCACACGGGCCAUCACGCAUAACGAGCAGCUCUGCUAUCAGCUCUACCGGCAGCCCAUCCCGGUGCGGGAUCUUGAGUGGGAGGACCUGCAGGAUGGCGAGAUCCGUGUAGGCGGAUCAAUCAGAGGGGCUUUCAGCAACACUGAGAGGACCAAGAACUUUUUCCGGGUGACGUUCCGGAGCGGAGGUCAGCUCCAGUCCCACUGCUUUCAAGCCAGUGAUGCCUUCAACAAGCAACAGUGGCUGAACUGCAUACGGCAGGCGAAAGUAGCGACCGGCUCUCAGCCUUUCCAGCACUCGGCUCCCGCUCAGGACAAAACCGAGGAGCGCAUGGACCAAACCGACAGCGACUCCUCAGACUGUAGCAUGGACACUAGCGAUCCCACUGCUGAGGUUGGAACGCAACUGAUGGAGCACACGCACGUGUGAACGCCGCACUGUCGCCGUAACGUGACCGGUCACCCGCAGUCAUCUCCACUCACCAAGCCAACCUGUACAGUAUUGUCAUGGAGAAAGCCGUCUGUACUAGCCACAGAGUAGAGAGAGCACUACAUUUUCCACCACUACUUUAAUUUUCAUGUCUCUUUCUAUCGUCAGUGGCGCACUCUGUCGCACUUCCAACUGUGAAACUGUGUCAGGUUUCCCUGUCGUCUGAACAGGACUCGGAAGAGGUGAAGGGGACUCGCUGAGUUUAUCAUUCCUCGUAGCGAGAAUGAAAAGCAGCCCUCUGAGGAGAGAAAAGAUUCCAUAUUAAUUGAUUGAUGUAUUAUAUUUAUGUACUGUGUUAUGUCUACAGUAGCCACCCAGACAAAACGACCAGAGGAAUGUUUUCAUGACAAUCAAGAAGCGGAGUUUUGGUGGUUUACAGUGUUUUAAAGCCUAUACGGAGGUUUCUACACUUACUCGAGACAAAUCAAGUUCUCGAGAUCACAAAAGCAAGACAAGAGGAGAACAAAGCCAAAAGCAUGCAGCUCGGUGAUGAGCGUGUUUCUACACGUCUCGUGUAUGUGUAUGUAUCUUGACAGAUAAACCUGUGUUGUACAGAAAAGCAGUUUAUAUGUUAAUUCACUCAAAGCUGUAGCCAUCAUGCUGUCUCCCACAAAGACCAGGGUUAAUUAGGUAAGCGGUGUCCCACCAGACAAUGGAGAUUUAAAGCACUUUGAUAAUUAAAAAUCUUGGCCUUCUUGGCAACAAAAAAAGAAUUUUAAUCAGGUAACCAUAUAAUAAAAAAAAAAAAAAAAGAAUAACUGUAGCCGAUGCUCUCACUUGGUGUAAAGUCGUAAUCACUUGUGCCAUGCAGCUCAGCACAACUUGUCUUUUUCCAAGUGUAGUGUGUAUAUGUAUUUUGGUGUGUGUGCCUAGGAAAAGCAUUGCCAAAAAGGUGUUUUAACCCUGUGUGAGUUGACCUGUGGGCUCUCGUCGUCUUGGGGAAAAGGCAUCGCCACCAGAGAAAUUAUUUCAAAUACAGUAUAAUGUUUUUACCAAUUUAUUAUUUUUCUUGUCCCCCCCCCCCUUUUUUUUUUUAAAGAAAUGUAUUAAAAUUUAUGCAGUAGUGUGUUUAUUUAUAGCUAAUUUUUCACUUGACCUAACUAUGCUGUUCUUUUAUUUUAAGUGCUCAUAGAAGAGGAAAAGUGUUACUGCAGGUGAGCGAAAUAGAGUUUAUACAGAAAGACGCAGUUUGAGGCAAUGGAAGCAAAGCCAUAUGGAGGGAUAUGUGAUCAUGUGACGAGUAAAGUUAUCACAGUAUGUGUGUAUACUGAUGGAAAGCUGGAAAGUGUGUCAUGAGUACCAAAUAAAUGAGUUGAAACA